AUGGAGUGCAUCGUCCAUCUGGUUCAGUACAAAGCCAGACUUUUAAAAGGUGUCUCAAGUAGCAAAUGCUCCGAACGCUGCCCAGCUGCUGCUGUGGACGCCUCCGGUGCCAAAGGGCAGAAACAACAGCAGCAGCAAGGAGAGCAACAGCAGGAAGAACGCCUAGAUUUGUUUUUCUCGUUUGCCUGGUACGGAGCAUCGCGCUUGCUGCGCUGCGUGCGAGCCGCGGCUUGGUGUGUGCCUCCAGCUUUGCUGCUGAAGGAUCGCGUCUUCUCGCUGGAAAGGACAGCCGUCUGCCCCUAUACGUUGGCUGAACUCUCCGGGGAGGCCGACCUACAGACACCUCAAAAGCAGAAGGAGCAUCAGCAGCAUCGGGAAGACGGCUUACUGUCAGAAACUCGGCGUGGGUGGUUUGCUGCGGUGAGUGCUCCUGCUGCUACGCGUGCAGCCCACGCAGCGGCUGGUCCUGAGGUAUGUGGACAUGGCUGCUCGCCUUCCGAGGCUGCUAGCAAGCGCAGUUUUGAGGAGGGGAGACAAAGCUCCUGGAUAGUUGUGCUCUUGAGUGCAGGAGAAAUAUAUCGCGGAUCCGCAGUGAGGGCGGCUCACCCGACGUGCGCUGGAGGCAGAAUAUACGUACAGGUGGUUGGAGUGCCUGGAGAUGUGCUGGCUGUACCGUGGAGGGAGCAGCAGCAGGUGCAGCUGGUGAUGCAGCAGCAGUUGCGACAGCCAGGCAUCGAGUCCAAGUUGGUGAGGAGAAAGGAGCUGCUAUUGCUGCUCGAGCGACUGCAUCAAGACAACGAGAUCAACUGGCAACGGAAGCGGGGGCUUGCUCUGCGCCAGCGGCUGCUGCAGCAUGGCCAGCAGCAGCAAGACAAGCGGCAGCAGCCUCCAGAAGCAGACAGCUUGCGGCGUUCAGAAGGAGAGCAUAAGGAACGGCAGGGUGUCAUCAGGCAGCACAUCUUGAGGCUGCAGCAAGAGGCGGAGGCGCAUCCGAAGGAGCAGCAAGAAGGGCAGCACGCGUCUGACUCCUCCGACGCAUAUCUGCUGAUUCGUGUGCCCCCUGGACGCUGUUGGGUCGAGACGCUGGAGAGUUCUCCAGGAUUCUGGGCUCUGCCAUCGGCAGCCACUCUUGUGGAAGCGGGGGCAGCACCAGCAGAGGCUAGUGCAGCAGGAUCUUCUACUGGGUGCGAGUCUGCUGCCUCUGCUUUGUCUGUGCAAAAGAGCGACAGAGGAGUCUCUACGACGCAAACAUGCGUCCUAGGGCACCCUUCAAGGGAGGAGCAGAGCAGCAUCUGCAGAAGAAGCAACAGCGGCAACUCGGGAGAUGACAGCUUUUCUUUCGGGUUAAUCCCGCUGGCGCUGAUAGAGGGGGUUUUUUUGAUGGCCGCUCCAGCCCCUGAGCUCCGUUGCCGUAAAUCCUGCUGCUGCGGCAAAUGCCACAGUAGCACUCCUAGCGACAAGAGUGUUACUACAUUCCGAAGUAUGUUGGGAGGUUGGUUAGAGUCGUUGUCAAGGUGGUUGUCAGAGGCUGCUGCCUUGGCGUCGCUUCCAGCAAAUAUGAAACCGACACGGCUGCCGGAGUUAAAAGACAUUAGCUCUAAAGGGACAAUGCUGAUCAUCCCACGAUCGGAGGGCUAA
Messenger RNA from Cyclospora cayetanensis, 1638 nucleotides. RefSeq lists its product as uncharacterized. The coding region runs from base 1 to 1638 and encodes 545 amino acids. The record is from RefSeq and is a predicted model, not a curated record. The transcript has 3 exons. NCBI's taxonomy places the organism in Eukaryota, Apicomplexa, Conoidasida, Eucoccidiorida, Eimeriidae.